AUUUGGAAAGUUAUAUCAAUGACGUCAGGACUGAUAGACAAACUCUCUGAAAUACAGCCAGUCUAAAGAUCUUGAAAUCAGCCUGACUAUCAACCACGUUGUUGUGUGUUCGUGUGUGUUAGACACUUGGAGUAAUGUGGCUCCUUCUGACUCUGACACUGUGUGUGUCUCUGUCUCUGGGGUAUGAAGUGAAACGAGGAUGUGACGAGUGGACAUUUGACUCGUCGAACACCCGCAAUUCUUGCUGCAGUCGAUGUAAAGCAGGAAAUCGUCUGGUGUCUCGAUGUGGUUUAGACGUGACGACGCUGUGUGAGCCGUGUGAGAAUGGAACAUACACUGUAGCACACACUGCUACGUCCUGCAGAGUAUGUACCGGAUGCAUAAGUCCUCUGAGAGUGAAGAAGCAGUGUACUGCGAGUGCUGAUACAGUGUGUGAGUGUGUUGAAGGAUUUCAGUGUGGAGAUGAUUCCUGCUCCUUCUGCUUCCAGCUGUGUGGUGAAGGAGAAGAACCGACUGAGAACCGAGGAUGCAAGCCGUGCCCUGCAGGAACAUUCAACAAUCAGCUUCAUCAUCACUGCGUUAAGUGGAACAGCAGCUGUCCAUCAGCGGAUCAGCAAAUUGUGGCUGCAGGGACGGCCGUCAGCAACAUCGUCUGUGCUGAUAUCAAACCCACCGAGAUUCCACCAAAGUUUUACAGCAACGAUUCCUAUCCUGGGACGACUGUGGUCAUCGCUAUCAUUUGUGCCUGUUUGGUCAUCAGUACAGUGAUGCUGCUGCUGUGUGUAGCCAUGCAUUUUCUAAAGGAUAAGAUGGUGAAGACGCCACCAGAACCUCAGAAAACUGAAACUGCAGGGCGGAGGCUGGUGCCUGAACCUGAGCAGUGCACUUUCUGUUUUCCUCAGGAGGAGAGUGGCAGUAAUUCGUCUCUGCUCAUGGACGAUAAGCCCUUUGAGCUGGUCGUGUGACACAAGAGCUCCUACAGAGAUGUUCUGUUAGCGUAGGUUUGCAUAAGAAAUACAUUUUAACUAAAAAUAAGCUUUUAAAUUUUGAUUAUAUGAUAAAUAUUGAUAUUAUAUAGCAUUAUAGUAUAUUAUAUAAUAUAUAGUGCUUUGUUAAAAUGAAGAAUUUCAGUAUAUUCAUGACACCUUAAUUAUUUAUUUAGGAUAAAAAAAUUAUUUAAUAAUGUCUAUGCAAAAAAUAAAAAAUUGCAUUGUCUAAAAGUUUUAAUAUAUUUUUUUUAUUAAAAAGAAUUAUUUUCCUUUUCACUGCUAUAAUUUAUUUAAUUACUGGAACACUUGGAUUUGUGUUUCUUGGUGUUUCCUCUCAUUGUAAACUACUAUGUGUUGCAUUUAAAAUGUAUAAAAGAUGCUCUAUGAAUAAAGCUUUUAUUUUUGACUAUUA
Messenger RNA from Silurus meridionalis, 1401 nucleotides. RefSeq names its product tumor necrosis factor receptor superfamily, member 9b (gene tnfrsf9b). The record is from RefSeq and is a predicted model, not a curated record. Gene Ontology annotation, molecular function: cytokine binding; signaling receptor activity. Lineage: Eukaryota; Metazoa; Chordata; Actinopteri; Siluriformes; Siluridae. Gene Ontology annotation, biological process: regulation of cell population proliferation. Gene Ontology annotation, cellular component: external side of plasma membrane. The coding region runs from base 135 to 965 and encodes 276 amino acids. The transcript is spliced from 7 exons.